AUCUCCAGGGUACACCCCUCAAUCCCAAUCCCAUAUUACUUUCCUAAUCUGAUAACGGACCUCUGAGGAUCUUACACAGAUGUAAAACCAAACCGAAUAAGCUUUUUAAGAAAAGGAAGCCAAGAAAAAAAUGUCUUCUUUACACCUCACGCCGCUAUCUGCCCUGCGCAUAAGCGCACACUACAUUCCCUCUCAUGCCCUGAUUCCAAACACCACACCACACGGCCGUCCGCUUAUAAUCUACCAUUCAGCUUUUCCUCCGUCAACUUCUCCUUCGACGCUAGAAAGCCAUGUCUCCCGUAACGGUCUUUCCCCGCAAUGGCGCUACACAAUGUACUCGACGACACACUACCACUCAACGACGCACGAGUUUCUGUGUAUUUUUUCUGGGCGUGCUCGACUACUUUUCGGAGGAGAAUCUAAUCCGGGUAAGGUAGAAGCCGAAGUAAGCGCGGGAGAUGCCGUGCUUGUGCCGGCUGGGGUUGGACAUCGGUUGGUGGAAGAUGUAGACGGGGGGUUCACCAUGGUGGGGAGUUAUCCAAAGGGAUGUAGCUGGGAUAUGUGCUAUGGAAAAGAGAGCGAGGAAAGCCAAGCAGAAGCGGUGGGCCAUGUAGAAUGGCUGAAGAAAGAUCCACUGUAUGGGUACGAUGGACCGACUGUUUGGGAGAAGGAGAAAUUGGACCAGUUUCGUGGAGAUAAGAGUGAGCUGUGAUGGAGACGUAUGGGUAAGCCUGGAGUCCUGUGCUGUUGCAUCACUCCAGGAUCACAAGAUCGUAACGACCGUUUUUUUGUAUUUCUUUCGCAGGGCAUCUACUCGUACAGAUGUG
Messenger RNA from Bipolaris sorokiniana ND90Pr, 827 nucleotides. RefSeq lists its product as uncharacterized. Lineage: Eukaryota; Fungi; Ascomycota; Dothideomycetes; Pleosporales; Pleosporaceae. The record is from RefSeq and is a predicted model, not a curated record. The transcript has a single exon. Bases 131 to 712 code for a protein of 193 amino acids.